This is a messenger RNA of Protobothrops mucrosquamatus (brown spotted pit viper), 1168 nucleotides long. RefSeq names its product mucin 15, cell surface associated (gene MUC15). Bases 173 to 1159 code for a protein of 328 amino acids. The transcript is spliced from 4 exons. NCBI's taxonomy places the organism in Eukaryota, Metazoa, Chordata, Lepidosauria, Squamata, Viperidae. The record is from RefSeq and is a predicted model, not a curated record.
UCCUGUCCACUGCAGCAUUGAUACAUUUCCAUUACUUGCCUUCUCUUCUUUUCAGCAGACUACUAAGCUAAUUGCACUCCAGUUUAGAAGCAAAUAAUUCCAACAGUUCCCUAACAUUGUUGAGUUGUAAAGGCACCGUAUACCAAGAAACAAGUACUGAGGCUGUUAAAGAAUGCGAACAACUGAGGGCAUAUUGUUCAUGUUGCUGCUGAUUAGCCUGCAGUUGGCCAGAAAUCACAGUGAAGAUGCAGUGAAUUCCACAUCUUCAAGAAGCAGUGUAAGCAGCACACCUAUGAGUCCAACUCCAUUUAAUGUGACCUCUGACAGAACUUCUACAGAACGUAGCAAUACCAGUGAUAGUCCAAAUGAUAGUACUAUAACAGAAAGCAAUACUCCAAGCAACAAGACCACCUCAACCCUGACUCCAACAUCAUCUCUUCACACUGUGUUAUUACCAACAACACAUCCGCCAACUUUAACUACAAAAGAUGUAAAGCAUAGAGUAUCCUCUUCGGGAAUGCCUGCAAAUACUUCUAGAAGUUAUGAAGCCACCACUUACUUCAAGUCAUUUGAAACUGAAUCAAACAGUGUCACCACAACCACCCCUAACAUCAGUUUCCCGACCACGGUUUCCCAUAACACAACUCAAGUAGAUGGUUUAACAUUUCGUCCCACUAAAAAUCUAUCAAAUACAACAGCUAUGUUGCUAACCACCAAGAGUAGUGCUGUUACAACUGAAUUAUCAACAAGUGUUCCAACAACAAAUCUGCCUCCCAAAGCAACUGCUGGGUCUACAGAAGCAAGAGAAGCCCCAAAAGAAAGUCAUAGUAAUGGAGGGGUAAUAUUUGGAACAAUUGUAGGAGUAAUGUUAGGAUCUGCACUGAUUGGCCUGGUUGGAUAUUUAAUCUGUGGUAAAAGAAAAUCUGAAUCGUUUGGACAUCAGCGACUUUAUGAUGACACAAGAAAUGAUCCAGUUCUGCGACUAGAUGCUACACCCGAACCUUUCAAUCCAAACUUUGGCGAUCUAUCCUACUACAAUCCAAUGGCAGCCAAUGAGAACCAUGUCCAGAACCACAAAGAAACAUCAUACAAUGCAAUUCCAAUGGAUGACAUGACAUCAUCACAGCCUUCAGCAGAAAUGCAUAAAGCCAGAUCUUAAAAGUUAUAU